Messenger RNA from Populus euphratica (Euphrates poplar), 816 nucleotides. RefSeq lists its product as uncharacterized. Bases 53 to 697 code for a protein of 214 amino acids. The record is from RefSeq and is a predicted model, not a curated record. The transcript is spliced from 2 exons. NCBI's taxonomy places the organism in Eukaryota, Viridiplantae, Streptophyta, Magnoliopsida, Malpighiales, Salicaceae.
UCCAUGCUCAAAACGGCACCACCACAUUCCAUUACCUGCAAUCCCUGCUAUAAUGAAGGUGUUUGCAAAUCUGGAAUCUCUCAAAAUUAAGCUCUGUCGUUUCCCUUCUCCAACUGCACAACCUUGUUGUCAAAACUUCACCACGAUGAAGGUUGAUUGGGAGGGUGAUGAUUAUCAUACUUAUACGUGCACGGCAUAUGAGGUUGGAUUGUUAUCAACUAUAGAAGGAGCUAUGCUGUUUCAUGAUUUCAGCAAAAGCACUUUUGCUGCUAUCCAAGGUUUCCCAGUCACCUACUUUUAUUGGAGAAUGUUAGAUCACCGGCCAAAAACACUGAGAAGAAUGGUGAUUAUGAGUUCAAGGAUGGAAGGGUUUAGAUCAGGAGGGAAGGUUUUCAUGAGAUACGAACAGCUCCCGAAUUUGCGUGAUUCAGUUUCGAAUUCAAGAGUGAACGAGAGCUGGCUUGAAGAUCCACAGAAUGUGGUUCACUGGCACAAGAAUCACUCGGACAAGGAGCAUUUUCUGCAAGAACAGGUGUGGCUUCUUUAUGAAUGGCAAUAUUUUGUAACUAACAGAGAACUUGAUAUGAAAGAAAUGAUAAUGAAGGAGACAGAUUAUACAGAGCUGUUGAAUGGCUUAGAUUAUGAUGGUGGUGGUGAUCACAAUAGAAAACACAGAACUGAUGAGUACCGACCGUAAUAAUUAUUGUUAGUGCAAAUGGAAGAUGAAAUGCUAUCAAUAAGGCUGAUGAAAUGCUCAAUGAACAAAAAAAAGGCUUCUUUCGCCUCAAUGACAAGCUCCACAGAUCUGUUGUGUUU